This is a messenger RNA of Quercus robur (English oak), 751 nucleotides long. Its product is annotated as mavicyanin-like. NCBI's taxonomy places the organism in Eukaryota, Viridiplantae, Streptophyta, Magnoliopsida, Fagales, Fagaceae. The record is from RefSeq and is a predicted model, not a curated record. Bases 20 to 637 code for a protein of 205 amino acids. The transcript has 2 exons. Gene Ontology annotation, molecular function: electron transfer activity. Gene Ontology annotation, cellular component: plasma membrane.
UUACACCCAUCAUGACCGAAUGUCUUUGUUGCAUUCGUGCUUCAUAGAGAACCCUCUAAAAAGUAAAAAACCAUUAUUCUUCAACCAUUCCAUUAUUACUUCCAUACAUUUUAAAGCUAUGAAAGAAACCAAGUUCUUCAAAUAUUGUAGACUCUUAAUAAUCCUUAUGAUCAAUUUUUUGUUUUUGAAUGGCGCAAGAUCUGAGGUUUAUACGGUUGGUGAUGAGGAAGAGUGGAAUGCUGAUGCAGACUUCGUCUCUUGGGCACAGAAAUACAAAUUUAGCGUUGGUGAUGUUCUUCGUUUUACAUAUGUGAAGGGGCAACAUAAUGCUUAUGAAGUAACAGAAGACACAUAUAGAUCAUGUAAUGUGAGCUCUGGAGUGUUAGCAAAAUAUGAGAGUGGAAAUGAUCAAAUUAAACUCAAACAAGCAAAGAAGUAUUGGUUCAUUUGCAAUGUCCCUGGACAUUGCCUUGGGGGAAUGAGGUUUAGCAUAGAUGUUAAUAGCACAAGUGAAACAAUAACUCCACCAAUGGAAUCAUCUUCACCACUCAAUUCUUGUAAAAGUUAUGCCCCUGUUAGGUGGAGCAUGGGGAUUAACCUAAUGGCAUUUGGAAUCUUAGUAAGAUUGUAUUUUUGAGGGAAACCUUGUUACAUGAGAAUGUCUAUUACUAUUUUCCUCCAUUUUUUCUCUUAGUUAUUUCACUGUUUGUAAUAGGUGGGCUUUUAUUGGAUCAAAUAUGGUUUUUUAUUA